UUGAAAGGCAAAAGAGUAGGAUCAUCAGCAGCAGGUUAAAUCCUCAAUAUGUUUAACAAGGUUCCAGGUUGUGCCUCUGCUUCAGACCAGUCUACAUUUUUCAAUAGGUAUUCCAAGAGAACAGUGGUGCUAGCUGUGUUCCUCCUAACAAAGCUAAAAUCAAGAGCAAGGUGGUGCUGAAGGAUGUUACCAAGUUGGGCAGUGCAAAAUUAAUGAAGGGUAUAUACUUCCAGUGCAUACGGGAAACAACACUCUAAGUGGUUCUUCAAGCAUGGGGCAAACAGAAACCAGAGUUGGGGGCAAACCCAGCAUAUUCAAAGACCUUGUGAGAAUAGGGAAACCGCAAGCCCUGGACAUCAUCCCUCUGUUCAGUGACAGUGUUCAGCUGGCUUCUUCCCGGACACGGGAGUACCUGCUGUUCCAGGACCCAGAGAACAAAUUUUUCCCGAGCACCGGUACCCUGAAUGAGAUCUUCCUGAUGACAUACAUCACCCGAAGCGUGCAGCUACAGAUGACCAAUGCCUUCAACUGCACGGCCAUGACCAAGGAGCAGAAGAUCUUGCUGGGGGCCGACUGGGUGUGGGCAGUCAUUGAGGCGCCCAGUAAAAACCCAAAGAUCCAGGUUGCUGUGCAGGUACUGCACCCAUCCGACGGGGAGGAUAAGGGUGCUGACGACUUCCCCAUGGAGGUCUACACUGAGGCCAUGGAAAUGGCACGCAUGGAGUCAGCCAAUAGAACUAAGGCCGAGAGGAUGAUUGAGUUCUGUUCCUCUAUCGGCCAGGACUGCCACGCGCUCUUCCUCUUCUUUGGCCGCAAAAAUGACCCCAGCAACAUCUACGGCGUGCUCAGCAACAACUUCCAUGCUGCCAUAGGUAGGUGUGCCAGAAUUGACCAGACAUUCAUCGAGAAUUUCUUCAAAGGGUCAAAGUCCUUUGUCACGCCAGCCCGGAUGCUGCAGGCCAUAAUCCGAAGGAAGCAAGAUGAGCCCCUGACAAUGGUCAUCAAGUUCACUUGAUGCCACCCCUCCCUCACCUCACGCUCUGACUUUGACAAAACAGUG
Molecule: messenger RNA, 1060 nt
Organism: Megalops cyprinoides (Indo-Pacific tarpon)
Lineage: Eukaryota; Metazoa; Chordata; Actinopteri; Elopiformes; Megalopidae
Gene: rep15
Product: RAB15 effector protein
Exons: 2
Coding region: 272-1015 (247 amino acids)
Biological process (GO): receptor recycling
Source: RefSeq, a predicted model, not a curated record